This is a messenger RNA of Enhydra lutris kenyoni (northern sea otter), 3370 nucleotides long. Its product is annotated as cytochrome P450 27C1. Gene Ontology annotation, cellular component: mitochondrial inner membrane. Gene Ontology annotation, biological process: cellular response to peptide hormone stimulus; cortisol metabolic process; cholesterol metabolic process. Gene Ontology annotation, molecular function: monooxygenase activity; heme binding; iron ion binding. The transcript is spliced from 9 exons. The record is from RefSeq and is a predicted model, not a curated record. Lineage: Eukaryota; Metazoa; Chordata; Mammalia; Carnivora; Mustelidae. The coding region runs from base 1 to 1614 and encodes 537 amino acids.
AUGGCUCUGCUGGCGCGAAUCCUGAAAACCCGUGUGAGCCCGGCGUCCGGGCGGGGCGGGUUCCUGGGCGCCGGGGUCCGGCGGCCGGCCCGGCCCGAGGGCGCCCGGCUGCCGACGGGGGCGCGGGCCGAAGACAAAGGAGCCGGGCGGCGGGGAGCGCCGCGGGCCGGGGGCCAGGCCGAGGGACCCCGCAGCCUCGCCGCCAUGCCGGGGCCCCGCACCCUCGCCAACCUGGUGGAGUUCUUCUGGAAGGACGGCUUCAGCCGCAUCCACGAGAUCCAGCAGAAACACACACAGGAAUAUGGAAAAAUCUUCAAGUCUCACUUUGGUCCUCAGUUUGUAGUAUCUAUUGCAGACCGAGACAUGGUGGCUCAGGUGCUCCGGGCAGAGGGGGCCGCGCCCCAGAGAGCCAACAUGGGGUCCUGGCAGGAGUACCGACACUUGCGAGGGAGAUCCACCGGGCUCAUCUCGGCGGAGGGUGAACAGUGGCUCAAGAUGAGACGUGUACUGAGACAAAGAAUUCUGAAACCAAGAGAUGUGGCCAUUUUUUCAAGCGAAAUCAACCAAGUUAUUGCUGAUUUAAUUAAAAGAAUCUAUGUCCUCAAGAGCCAGGCAGAAGAUGGAGAAACGGUGACCAAUGUCAAUGACCUUUUCUUCAAAUAUUCAAUGGAAGGAGUGGCCACCAUCCUUUAUGAGAGCCGCCUGGACUGCCUGGAGGACAGCAUCCCGCAGGCCACCGUGGACUACAUCGAGGCCCUGGGGCUCAUGUUCAGCAUAUUCAAGACCUCCAUGUACGCGGGCGCCAUCCCCAGGUGGCUCCGCCCGUUCAUCCCGAAACCCUGGCGGGAGUUCUGCAGGUCCUGGGACAGACUCUUCAGAUUCAGCCAAAUCCACAUUGACAACAAGCUGAAGGACAUACAGUCCCACAUGGACAGCGGGGAGACCGUGAGAGGGGGGCUGCUCACAUGCCUUUUCCUCAGUCAGGAGCUGACCCUGGAGGAGAUCUACGCCAACAUGACGGAGAUGCUGCUGGCUGGCGUGGACACGACAUCCUUCACGUUAUCCUGGGCAGUGUAUCUCCUGGCGAGGCACCCAGAAGUGCAGCAGACGGUGUACCAGGAGAUCCUUAAGAAUUUGGGGGAUAGGCACGUCCCAAUGGCAGCUGACGUCCCCAAAGUCCCACUGGUCAGAGCUCUGCUGAAGGAAACACUGAGGCUGUUUCCAGUGUUGCCGGGGAAUGGCCGAGUGACCCAGGAAGACCUGGUCAUUGGCGGGUACCUGAUUCCCAAAGGCACCCAGCUGGCCCUCUGCCACUAUGCCACGUCCUAUGCGGAUGAGAACUUCCCUCGGGCCAAGGAGUUCCGGCCAGAGCGCUGGCUGCGGAAGGGAAGGCUGGACCGAGUUGACAACUUUGGGUCCAUCCCCUUUGGGUAUGGGGUUCGGAGCUGCAUCGGGCAGAGAAUCGCAGAGCUGGAGAUUCAUCUCCUCAUGAUCCAGUUGCUUCAACAUUUUGAGAUCAAAACAUCCUCUUGGACUAAAGCUGUUCCUGCAAAAACCCAUGGGCUGCUGAUGCCAGGGGGGCCCAUCCAUGUGCGUUUUGUUAACAGAAAGUGAGCCUGGAUUUUUAAACCCAGCCAGCUGCCCGACACAAACCAGUGUUCCAGUGUCACUGAUGACAGCAGUGGAGGGAAACCAUCACUUUUACAGGCUGUCUUCGUGAUAAAUUGCCCCCAGGUUCUGGGAGACUUGUACAUCUUUAUGCAAAGUAAUUUGAAAAGAUUAUUGGACUUUGGCAAACCAGUGUAGCCUUUUCUUUGGAGAAACGACUGUUUAAAAAUGAGGGGCACUGAAUCCUGGUGUCUCCUCCGUGGUCUUACCCUUGUGCUAUACUUGAUAUUCAAUUAAUUAUAGUCUCCUAUACAUUUGUGCAAGGAAGUGUUGGUUUACUUACAAAUUCUGUGCUUGAACAUAUGUCUUGUUAUACUGCACUGGGACUCUAUGUCAGGAGGCCAAUGCAACUAACUGUUUCUAAUUUGAAGAGGGAACAUACGAGUGUCUCUGUAAUACUGCAAGUAUGAGAGGAAAGCACCAGAGUCAACAUUUUAUCCUGAGUACCAGUUUUAGAUCCUGCAGAAGAGCUCAAAAUUAACGGGACCAUAUUCUUAUUUUUCUCUCCAAACUGGUGCUUCCUUUUCCAGUAAGAGCUCCUGAAGAAGUUGAAGAUUAGCUUUUGUUUGAAAGAAAUAAUCAAUAAAAAAUAGAACUCCUGGUGGAAUCCAGAAUAAUUGGGUUUUAUGACCAAGUAUAAACACUAAAAAGAUGUAUAAGAAAAUUUGACUGUGGAAUUUUAUUGCCUCAGUUGAGAAAAAUGAAUUAGAUAAGCAGAGUGGAGAACUGUAUAAUUUUAGAACAUUUUUAUUUUAAGGAAAAAAAUAUAUAAGUGGACAUGCUAUAGAUAAUAUUUUGAUCUUCAUGGUGUUGUUUUAAAUAUCUGAACUGGAAAUGUGAUCCAGCUGUUAGUGCUUAUGUAAGGCUCCAACCGGAUGCUUAGGGCCUCAGGAUUGUUCGCUCAUGCCAAGCUCUGUCGCCUUUCAUGCUACUUGCUGAUCGUUAAUAAGAAAAAACACCAUUUUGUAACAUUCUCCCUGCAUAGUCAUGCUUGAAAUGGCUUCUUCUCAAUCCCACAAAUCUUUUCACACAUUCCUUCCCCCAAAUCACUUUCCUACUAAUACAUACCACACAGCUCCUCCUGCACUUUAGUUAGUCAUGUCGCAAAAUAACCCUUAAACAAAAUAGAAAUAAUAGCCAUUUCACAUCCCGUCUUUGUUAAAGUAUGUAACAACGUUAAAUCUGUGUGUGAAGACAGCACAAUUCUAGUCUGAGCGCUAUGGAAACAUGUAUAGUUAAAUAUGAAAUUAUGUCAUAAUAACUGACAAGAUGUUGGAUUACUUUGAGAUCUAUAAACUUUUAUAAGCUCGCUACAAUUUUCUUCUGUUUGUAACUGAAAUUAAAAAGUACUGAGACGAAUGAAGCGACUUGAAGCGACCUCUUGCUCUACAACGCUGCAACACUCUCGGGCAGCGUGUCCCCGCCUGGUGAUGGGUCUGCGGUGAAGACGGUGGUAACACCCGAGCCUGCUGUUCUGUCUCACUGGACAGAGGGACAGACUGACCUUAGGAGCCUCCUGAUGUGAUGCAACAGGAAGCAUGUGGCACCAACUACGUUGUUCUUAUGGUAGAAAUGGAAGUUGUAUCGGAUGAGUCUGUAGAUCUACUACCGGUUUGUAGGAAACACAGGUUAUAGAGGGACUUGUUAAAACUCCAAGACAGAUACCAUAUGAUCUCUCUCAUAAGUGGGAUCUAAAAACAAA